GACAUUUCGAUCUGUAUCAUCGCUUUUGAGCGAUUGCUUUAUCUCGUCGUCGGUUCCGUUUGGUUUAUUUUGAAGUAACAACUAAACUUUCAAGACUGAUUGCUUAGAAGGUAAACUGUCAUUCACCGAGAUAUAUUCAGGGGAUAAACAGCUUCGUUGCGGAUAUGGUACGGUGUAUCAAACAUCUUACAUUCCAAACCGUUGUAUAACCCCCCCCCCCCGAGGAAUAUUAUUAAGGUUUGAUCCAGACGCGUGACUUGAUAUCUGUAGGAAUUUCUACGUGAGAUACUGCUAUGACCGCAUCAGUGUGACAUGAGUACACGUCCCCCAGGAUCCCUAGUCGUAUAUCGUCUUUCUGAUCAGUCGGGUCAAAGACAGGAUAUCAAUCAAGCCGAGGAUACAAUUUUGGUGUUACUUAUUUCGAGGAUACGUGAAGAAGCAAGUGACGUCAUGCGGUGUGCGUCCUUAUUUUGUUUGAUGUUUGUGGUGUUUCUUCCCGACGGAACGGACGGAGCAAUCUGGUUCAAUAAGCCGGACAACUGGCGAGUGAAAUUCGCAGAGAACAAUCCACCAGUCCCUCCCACGCCCGUCUUCACAGUCAAGGCUGCAACCGAUUUAAUUGACCCUGCAACUGGUGUUGCCGCGACCAAGAUGUUCUAUACCAUGACCACUGACCCACCCGAUGGCAAGUUCAUCAUCGACUCGGAAACCGGUGUUAUAACGACCAUACCAAAUCCUAAUUUCGACUUCGAGAACCCAGCCUUAGGUAAACCAACAGCCACGGAACGUCGCUACAAGCUGUCUGUGACAGCAUUCAGUGGUCUUUUCCAACAACCUGGUAACACCCUGGGGACGCGCACUUUAGUUCUCGACUAUGACAUAACAAAUGUGAACGAAGACAUCGAAAUUACCAAUCUACCCAAGUGUCUCAAUGUCUACGAAAAUAAUGGCCCAGAGACAAUCGUUGCCGUGUCAGUGUCAGACAGAGAUGAAACACCAACAGGACAAAGAUUGUAUAAUUUCAAUAUAGAAAGCAAAGAGCCAUCUGAAUAUGAUGAUUUUGAUAUUGACGUGAGAGUCCCUGCAACCGGAGGACCGCUUACACGACAUGAGAGUUGGCUGAAAACGAAAGGAAGCCUUAACUAUGAGAAACAAAACAACUACAACAUGACAAUAUCUGCAGAGGAUGAAUUUGGAAUAACUAUCACACCAACACCCGUGAAGAAGACAAGGUCGCAUAAGGUCGAGGUGCAGGUCAUCGAUGUCAAUGAACGACCCAAAUUCUACGAAACUUCGUCAACUUGUGAGGUAGCCGAGAAUACGCCGAUCGGGACAACCGUAUCAACAGGUAUUUACCCAUUCAGAGCCUUCGAUGUGGACAAAUUCCCAGGGCCAAACUGUCUCGGCAAAUGGCCUGAAUCAGUUGAAUACUUCGUCGAGGGAAAGUUUAGCGAACUAUUUCGAAUGAGCAACGUGAAUGUGACGGGGGCAGGACACGUGGAUGGGUAUCUUGUCGUUAACGCACUGAUCGACAGAGAAGACCCGGUUAACCCCAGGAAAGGAACCUUUAACUUGUAUGUCAAUGCCCGGGACCAUCGUGGUUUGCGUAACGCUAACGGAGGUGACGUGACAGUGACAUGCAAAAUCACAGAUGUGGACGACAAUCCGACCAUCUGCAAAGAUUACAAAUUCGAAGCAGAACUCCAGGAGAACACCCCUCAUGAUACGCCAGUGCUGACGGUCUCCUGUUCGGAUAAGGAUGAUACCACUACCAACCCAAUAACAUAUGAAAUAAAAGACGUGGGAAUCAAAAAGGAAGCCACCCUGGCAGACCAGUAUUUUCAUUUCGGAAGCAGAGGAACGAGUCCUAUCAUGACAACGAAAGCAAGGCUGAACCUUGAAGGAGGUACGACGCUCAAUUUCACGGUGACGGUACGACAGGGCGCAGCCUUCUCUCAAAUGUCCACGACCUUGUCAGUGGACAUAACAGUCAUCGGAAAAAACGAUCACCGACCCACCAUGGACAAAGACUUCUACAACUUCUUCGUUGCUUACAAUGAGAAGGAUGGGUUUGCGAUUGGGAAGGUGUCGGCCAGUGACCUGGAUCAGCCGAAGUCCUCCAUUACCUACUUUCUUGUUGAGAAGGCUGAAGGUAUCCAGCUUGGUACCGUGUCAGGACAACUUUUUGUCGAUUACACCUACAUAAAAGCGAAGAGUAUAAUUACUGAAAAGACGCUGGAGAAGAACCAAAAAUACUGGAUGAGUGCUCGUGCUAACGAUAACGACAAACCACCAUAUUAUUCGAAUCACGUCUACAUUCGCGUGAACACGUACGUAAAGGAUGAUGUGAUGAUCAACAUUGAAGUUGCUGUAGGAAUAGGGGACUUCUCCGACUCACAGUUAGCCGAGUUCGAGCAGAGCAUAUCCAACAUUUGUAAGCCAUGCAAGGGAAUGUGUCCGGGAAAAUCAGCUAAGGGCGCGAACACGGUGGUCACCUGUUUUGCCCUGACGGACGACAGGACAUUCCAGAAAACCAACAAGGAACAGAAAGUAUCAUUCGUCAGCCAGGACGAACUCAUAGAUUACCUCACCAGUGAGAAGUUAGUCGCUGGCAACAUCUAUGGAUUUGGCACUUACGAUAUAGUGUCGGUCACCAAGUACGGCCAGGGACCGGAUCUGCUGCCACUCUGGAUCGUGCUGGGAAUCCUCGGCUUCAUCGGGCUUUUCUGCGGUCUCACAUUCGCCAUCAAGGCAUGCAUAUCCCAUGGGCUGUGCAAACCCAGACCAUCUCAACCAAAACCACCAAAGAAACAACUCCACCCCGAAAGUUAUGAUGUGGACGCAUUCAACUUCAAUUACGCUGCUCACGACAAGGGACCCAUGUAAACAAGAUACCAACCACAACAAAACAGAAAGAAGCUACCUAAGUUUGAAUAUUAAAGUUAGAGAACGCGCAAAGCUUUUUGGUUGAUAUAUCUCAUGUCCUGAAAUGGACUAAAGGACAUUUUCUUGACUUUGGAUGGAACAAAAGCUCUGUACACUCAUUCCUCGUAAAUAGCAAAGAGAGCGACUGCUCAAAACUUUGUUUAUUUUGAGAUCAUUGUUAAAACACUAAAAUCGACACACCUUGUGACAUGGUGCCCGCCUUUGACCUGGCACGUCUAUACCAGCUUAGAAAGUCUGAUAUACCAAUAAAUUCAUCUGUCACAUUGUUGUAUUCAUGUCGAACAUGUCUUUAGAAACUCAAUUCAUUUCUAUUUCUUUGGUAUUUUCAAUCGGAUAUUGUCAAUGUCAAAAUUGUUAAGAAUAACAAGCGUACAAAUCCUCCUAUCUGACAUGUACAGAAUUGGGCCUUGGCCUACCUUUCGAAAAGGGCAAGAUUGCAUAUAAAUUUUGUAUUUAUGUAUCUAAGCAUUGGUAUCAACGGUAUCGCAUGCGUAUAGUUUUCAUAAUAUCUACGUCAUCCAAGUCUUUGAAAGCUUUAAAAACGUUUUGUGCCAUUCGUUCAUCACAUCGGAUUUUAACGAGAUCGAGGUAUGGGGUUAUGCACACAAGGCACACAGGACAGAAAAGUCAUAAAGUUUUGAUAUUUGAACCUGACGCAUUGAUUUCGAGUGACCGGUGUAUUUUGAAGUAAACAACGUCCCUUGCGACAUAUGACUUAGGUGGUUAUUAGCCAAUAUUGAAGACGGGUAUAGUCAGGGGUAAAUAGCUUCACUGUGGAUAUACGGAGAACUUGGGAGUGUUCCAUCACUGAGGAAUAGGUAAUUGUGAUUUGAUAUCUGUGAAAAAUUCUUCGUAAAAUAUUAAACGGAAUACCUAUCUGCCAGGAA
This is a messenger RNA of Lineus longissimus, 3833 nucleotides long. RefSeq names its product cadherin-23-like. Gene Ontology annotation, cellular component: plasma membrane. Gene Ontology annotation, molecular function: calcium ion binding. NCBI's taxonomy places the organism in Eukaryota, Metazoa, Nemertea, Pilidiophora, Heteronemertea, Lineidae. Gene Ontology annotation, biological process: homophilic cell-cell adhesion. The record is from RefSeq and is a predicted model, not a curated record. The transcript is spliced from 12 exons. Bases 313 to 2886 code for a protein of 857 amino acids.